This is a messenger RNA of Oreochromis niloticus (Nile tilapia), 1928 nucleotides long. RefSeq lists its product as uncharacterized. The transcript has 13 exons. Bases 250 to 561 code for a protein of 103 amino acids. The record is from RefSeq and is a predicted model, not a curated record. Lineage: Eukaryota; Metazoa; Chordata; Actinopteri; Cichliformes; Cichlidae.
CAACAACCCCAUAUACGAUAUUUGGAGUGACAAGCCCCCCUAAAAAUCUUUCACAACCGAAGCAACAAACAAGAUGAGAUUUCCAGUGCCGCUGUUUGUUUUCCUUGCUGUGGCAGCAUUUCACAUGGUUAGCAGAUAUAUGAAAUGUUGUGAUGGCUUCUAGUGCUCUCAGCAUCUCUGGAGUCUGCAGAGAAAGAAGAAAAAGCUGCAAAGUAUGAUGGGCUAGCCGAGCUGCAGAAAAUAGAUCAGAUGGAGUUUGAGGCUGCUCAGAAAAACCAGGAAGCUCACAUGAAUGCUACUGAAGAUCAGAGUGGAGAUUCCCGCUACCUCGAGGCCGCUCAGGAUCACUCUGUGGAGGAGAGCGUGGACUCUCAGGAUGCCAAGGCAGCAGAAGGUGGUGGAAAUUCUGAUGCUGCAGGUCAAGGAGAGGCAGAGUCUGAGUCCUCUGAGGACGCAGAUGGGCCACAAAGGCAGGAACACCACGAGGUUGUAACUGAGGCUGUGGCCAGUUUGGAUGAAAACACUCAGGAUUCAACCAAGGAGCAAGAUGCACUGGAGUGAGAGGGCACAGCAGCACGUGGAUACCAGCACUGGCUCAUCAUGCAGUGUGCCAACUACCCCGAGCUUACAGUAAAUUAAAAAAAAGGGACCCAUCCUACCUGUCUGUAUAACCUGUCUGUCUCCUUGUUUCCUGUUUCCUGCCCAACACAAAGUGCUUUUUAAGAUUGCAGCUCAGAAAAUGCUGCGUCAUUUUACCUUCAGGCUGAAAUUUGACUCCCUACUUGUACUUAACAUGUGUCAAAAUUCAGAGAGCCAACCACAUACUAAAAGGACACAUUGUAUGUGAUCAUAAAUAAAGAACAAUGUACAAGAGUAGCUGCAGAUAAAUAAAUAUAACCUUUUAAAAUGAAAUGAGUGUAGACUUGUAGCUUUUCAGUAUUUAGAUUCAGUUUUUGUUUUUUCCAAGUUCAGUGUGAAUAAGGGCUACAGCUCAUGCCACAAUGUCCUGUGACCUGAUGUGUGAGCGAUAAAAUUAAGAAUACAUGCAGCAAUCUGAUCAUCACUGAGGCGAAGGAGGACUGGAUCCAGAUGGUCCAGGCCCUUACAUUUUUUGGGGUUGAACAUGGUCAGUUUAUUGUAGGCCUCCCAACAGCUUAUCAAGGUAAAAGAGAGAACAUAUGGAAUUAGAAAUGCUGUUAAUGGUGUUCGAAAUGUGUUUGAAAACAAGACAUGAAACAGAUGAUUGAUAAAGUUAAAAGUACUACAAGUCCACACUGAAGGCCUUAUAUCAAAAUUUGAUAUAAAAAUGACAAAACAAUGAGUAGAAAAAUGAGUUUAAAGAAAAGUAUGUGCAAAAGAAUUCUAGAAAACAUUAGUGCCAACAGCAUUAAUAAACAACAUGCACACUAUUAAUUUAAGAGGUGUGCUCACCUGUCACAGGACAGCUGUUGGACAGGUUUCUGUUUAUUUUGUGCAGAGAACGGCAGGAAUGAUUUCCUCAAGGAUUCUCUACAGCAGUGCAGUUGUGUAAGAAUGAACCCUGCUGCCUCUGUAAUGCAGAAUGGAGCAGGUUUGUUCAAACCUUCUGUCCCUCAGCGACUCAAAUGCCCCCAGAUUCUGGCCAACUUUUGGAUUAGUUUGUUGAUCCUACUAGCAUCUCUGGCAGCAAAGUAAGUGGCACUCAUUACCACAGCCUGGCAGAUCUCUGACAUCUUGCUGCAUGCACCGGAAGCACCUAACCUCAGAAAAUAGUGUGGAGCAGAUAUUUGUUUUGUGUUACAAAUUGUCAAAAUACUGUUGAGAAAAAAAAAAAAAAAAAAGUUGGAGUGAGGGGGGUAUUAUAUUUUAAAGUGUUGAAGGCCUUCCAGAGAUGUUCAAAAGAGGGGAAUUUUAAAAAAUAAAUAAAUAAAUAAAUCUGUACACAGAUA